Adineta steineri is the source of this 894-nucleotide messenger RNA. Lineage: Eukaryota; Metazoa; Rotifera; Eurotatoria; Adinetida; Adinetidae. The record is from the annotation of a GenBank genome assembly.
AUGUCAAUGAGUGAUGCCUACAAUGUUUACGAUACAAUUCAAUUCAUAUCAGCUCUUGGAGUUAAAAAAGCCAAACAAUCAAUUGAUCAUAUGAUAAUUAAAUCUGUUUUAGCCGGUGUUCUUCUAUCAUUUAGCGGUUUAUUCAUGCUGACUGUUGGUGGUGGAGGUGCUCCAAUAGAGCAAAAUCUUGGUCCUGGUGUACUCAAAAUGGUACAAGCUGCCGUAUUUCCUAUUGGUCUUAUUUUAAUUGUUAUUACUGGUGGUGAAUUAUUUUCUGGUAAUAUAAUGACAUUGGUUGUGUCAACAUUACAUGGAAAAACAAAAUGGCAUCAUAUUAUUAUUUCAUGGAUUGUCUCUUUUCUCGGAAAUCUUGUUGGUUGUAUAUUUUUUCAAUAUAUAUUUGUUUAUUAUGCAGGUCUUCUCACUCAUGAUCCUUAUCGUUCAUUUACUGUGCAUUUGGCUGAGACAAAGGGUAGUACUCAAUGGCAUCAAUUAUUUUUAAAAGGUAUUGCUGGUAAUUGGCUUGUAUGUCUAGCAAUAUGGUUGGGUACAAGUGCACGUGAAUUAGUUUCGAAAAUAGUCGGUGGUUUUCUACCUCUCUGGUUAUUUGUUGCCGUUGGAUAUGAACACGCAAUUGCCAAUAUGUUUACAGUUCAAAUGGGUAUGAUACUUGGUGCUAAUUUAUCCAUUGGAAAAUAUAUUGCUUGUGUAAUGAUACCUGUUACGCUUGGAAAUAUUUUAGGCGGUGGACUUUUUGUUGGUGUCACAUAUUGGUAUCUUUAUUUAAUUGAAAAAGUCGACACUGAACUUAAGAUUGAUGCUAAACUACCAGUCAGUAAUACUGAUGAAAUCAUAGGAAAAAAUGAGACAAUAGUUGAAAUUCAGGAAUUGUAA